AUGACAAUCAAAUACCUCAUUCUGCUGUCCCGGCAGGGCAAAGUGCGCCUAGCCAAGUGGUUCACCACACUCGCCCCCAAGGACAAGGCCAAGAUUGUCAAAGACGUCUCGCAGCUCGUCCUCGCCCGCCGCACGCGCAUGUGCAACUUCUUAGAGUACAAAGACACCAAGAUCGUCUAUCGCCGAUAUGCCUCGCUCUUCUUCAUCGCCGGCUGCGACUCGACCGACAAUGAGCUGAUCACGCUCGAAAUCGUCCACCGCUACGUUGAGCAGAUGGACAAGUACUACGGCAACGUCUGCGAGCUCGACAUCAUCUUCAACUUCCAAAAGGCAUACUUCAUCCUCGACGAGCUGCUGCUUGCGGGGGAGAUGCAAGAGAGCAGCAAGAAGAACGUGUUACGGUGCAUUGGACAGCAAGACAGCCUCGAAGAUAUGGAGUACCUCGAUUUGUGCGCCCUCCACGAGGUCAACCUCGCUCUCAACUUCGACACGCAAGAUACAGCCAUCAUCGGCGGAUGCGAUCUGUGGACGAUAAAAGCAGCCGGUAGCGACAAGAAACUAUACAAGCGCAUCGAGCGGACGCUCGAGGAGCGACACAAGGACUUGCUGUCGGCGGUGGCAGGGCUCUCCGAGCAAUCUGCCGCUCAGUUUGCAGACCAACUCGAUGUCUCUCGAGACACACCAUUCGGAACCUUCAGCGAAGCCGCGAACCGUCAUACAUUUGCCUACCUGAUCGCGACGCUCAACGCAACCCACAUCGAUUACGAUUUUGCCAAUACACUGAAUCCGGACGAGUUCCGUCGCGAGACCAUACACAGCUUCAUGCACAAGAUCGACACAACAAUGUACUACCUCCGCCCACAAGUUUACUCUGCAGGACUACCAGCAGGCGCAGUCACACCGCUUGGCUCACCGAUCUGGAGUCCACGGAGUUGGCACCUACUUGACAGCGAGAUGGAGAUGUCAAACUGCGAAUACUAUGCAUGGGAGCCUUCAGAUGACCCAUUUGCUGACGACGGCGCCAUUUGGAGUCACCACUUUUUCCUGUACAACAAGGAGCGUAAGCGAGUCGCAUACUUCUACCUUCGCGGAGUAUCUGCUCUAUCGAACUCGCCUAGUGUCGCCAUGUCGCUCAUGUCCAAGUUCAAAGCAUCGAAAUACGAGUCCAGCGCCAACGCAGGAAGCAGGAAGCGUGCCGAAUACUGGCUCGGUGACCGUGCUAGAAAAGGACUCGAGGCAUACGGAGACAGUGACGAGCUCGACAACAUGGUCAUUGAUCACCCCGGUGAUGUUGUCGACGCUGAACAACAACGGUACCUGCCAGCCAGAGAGAUGAGCAUGGAUGCCGAAUACUACGAGAGUGAGGACGACAGCGAUGUUGAGUCACUGGUCGACCGAGAGAGGGCUGUGAGCAAGAUACGGUCGAUGAGCGAGUGCGCUAUGGAAAGGAUGGAGGUCUGA
Molecule: messenger RNA, 1461 nt
Organism: Alternaria alternata
Lineage: Eukaryota; Fungi; Ascomycota; Dothideomycetes; Pleosporales; Pleosporaceae
Exons: 5
Coding region: 1-1461 (486 amino acids)
Biological process (GO): negative regulation of transcription by RNA polymerase III; vesicle-mediated transport
Cellular component (GO): nucleus; AP-1 adaptor complex
Molecular function (GO): clathrin-cargo adaptor activity; RNA polymerase III core binding
Source: RefSeq, a predicted model, not a curated record